This is a messenger RNA of Aspergillus melleus, 1524 nucleotides long. RefSeq lists its product as uncharacterized. The record is from RefSeq and is a predicted model, not a curated record. NCBI's taxonomy places the organism in Eukaryota, Fungi, Ascomycota, Eurotiomycetes, Eurotiales, Aspergillaceae. Bases 1 to 1524 code for a protein of 507 amino acids. Gene Ontology annotation, cellular component: plasma membrane. The transcript is spliced from 2 exons. Gene Ontology annotation, biological process: transmembrane transport; carboxylic acid transport. Gene Ontology annotation, molecular function: carboxylic acid transmembrane transporter activity.
AUGACUGUCGAAAUAACUUCAAGUCCUGAGAGUUAUGGGCGCCCCCUGUCCAAGAAAGAUGCUCAACUACAGACCAUUCAUGACGCAGGAGAGCAAGAGGAACAGGAGCAGGCGGAGGGUUCCUCGGGAAAAUACUCCAAGCUCUCAGUCUUGUUGAUGAUCAUCUUCUCCGGUUUGGCUAUUGGAUCGGAUGGAUUCAACGCUGCCAUUAUAGGCAAUAUCGAGCUUAUCAUGGCUGUGAUCUACCCCGAUUCGCUCACAACUGACGUGCAGUCUCGGCUGUCUACCGCCUUCAUGGUUGGUAUGAUAAUUGGCAUGCUCUCGUUUGGGUAUGUGUCGGACAGGCUUGGCCGCAAGACUGGAGCUGUUCUCACUACUACGAUUUUGGUUCUCGGCAUCGCGCUCAGUGCUGGGGCCAGUGGUGUGACGCAGAACGGCAUGUUCUGGAUGCUGAUAAUUGCUCGCGGUAUUGCGGGUGUCGGCGCUGGUGGAGAAUACCCCGUUGCAGGCGCAGGAGCAGCCGAAGCGACCGACGAACAAUCUGCUGUUCGUAAUAAGCGAGGGUUUAUCUUCGCCAUGAUUGCCGAUCUAUCUGCAUCACUCGGCUUUGCCUUCGGGGCGUUAGUCCCAUUGCUCCUGCUUCUGUGUUUUCAUCAGCGAGUGAGCAAUUACGACAAGGUCUGGCGCGUUGCAUUGGCCAUGGGUGCCAUCCCUCCGCUGUCAAUCUUCUGGUUUCGAUACCGCAUGGCUGUCAGCUCGGCCUACCGCAAGAGCUCCAUGAGGAAACAACGCAUACCAUAUUGGCUGGCGUUGAAGAAAUAUUGGCGACCGCUUCUCGGGGUCUGCGGCUCAUGGUUCAUCUACAACUACAUUUCCUACCCUUUUGGGCUUUUCUCGUCUGCGAUUGUCGGCCGCGUCAAUCCGAAUUCCUCUCUCGCUCUGACCAUGGCGUGGGGUACCUUGAUAAACUGCUUUUAUAUUCCGGGAGCCUUUAUUGGCGGUCUCCUCUCAGAUCGCAUUGGUCGACGACGUACGAUGGCCCUCGGGUUCUUCCUCCAAGCGAUACUGGGAUUUGUCCUCGGUGGAGCUCUGAAGCAUAUCGAGAAGCACCUGGCUCUCUUCAUCGUUCUUUACGGUGUUUUUCUCACUCUAGGAGAGAUCGGACCGGGUUCAACGAUCGUACUCACUGCUAGUGAAAGCUUUCCCACGGCACUGCGUGGCCACGGAGUGGGCUUGGCCGCCGCAUGGAGCAAGGCCGGCGCUGCGGUUGGCACGCAGGUCUUCAAGCCGAUUCUCGCUAGUUGGGGUGAGGAUGAAUUUCACGGUACGCAGGCGGUCUUCUUGAUCGGGUCGGGAUUCGCAGUGCUGGGAGGGUUGGUGGCAUGGUUCGUCCUCGUGGAUCCGGAUAAGGAACUAGACAACGGGGACCAGGAGUGGAAAGACUAUCUGGCCGUGAAAGGAUACCAUGUGCAAUGGGGAGUGGAGGGACAGAAUGAAGUCCCAGAGAACAAGGCCGUCUCUUAG